UUCAGUUUAAAAAUACUUGGUUCAUAAAUCAAAAUUCAAAUUUUCUGUUAGAAAAUAGAAGUGAAGAGUUUAAAAAUCAGUUAAGUUCAGAAUCAUGCUUGGUAAUGCCUAGAGGCCUCAGAAGGUAAUUUUCCUCAAGUUUUCACAAGCUCACGACUGCAGUGCAGCUUAAAGAUUCCCUUAAUGUCUGGCUUUAGAGUAUUAUGGUCAUAAAGUAUGUUUUCUUAACAAAGUGGCAGGUGAAAAAUUCUAUUCUAUAUUUAGGGUAUUUUACCACACUUAAGAGCUCACACCAGAGAAGUCACAGCGUUUAACCAAACAGUUUUUACUAAGGUCUUGGUACAGCUGAUGCUUAAAUGUCAUCAGUAUUGGAAGCGAAGGAUGUUGGAUGCACAUUUUUUUCUUAGCAGAAUAUUCUACUGGUCUGGUCCUGGUUCAGUUAUUAUCUCUAUUUGGAUUCUCAAAUCUGUAAUUUAAGACUAACAUGAACUUCAGAUUUAGUAUAUUCAACUGUGUUCUGAAAAUACUAAAAAGCUGCCCUCUGGCAAACUAAGUAUGAAUUCAAAAUGGAAGUCAUCCAGCCCCUUUCAUUGAGAACUUGCCUUCUGUAUUGCUAUUGACAGCUGCCAGAGCAUCUGAAGCCCCAACUGGUCUUAACAGCUUGAGGUCAAGGCAUACCAGUACUUAUCACAGAUCAUGACUUGAUUUAUAAUUUUGGGGCCAUGUAAUUUGUAGCUUAAUCUGUUUGCUUCUAUUUUCUCUCUCUGAAAUGGAGUGACAGUAUUACCAGCCUCACAAGGCUAUUGGACUGACUUAAAUCAUAGACAGGCUUACUUAGAACAGUACCUGGAAUAUGGUGAAUGAACAGUGAGCAGACAUUACCAUUUACUAGACUGGAUCAUAAUAGGCAUUAAAUGGUCUUGAAUCAAAGAGUGAUAGAGAUAAUAGUAAAGUGUUUACAAAGAAAUUUUUUAUUUUGACUCACUCAGUAUCUCAGGAUGGCCUUGAAUUCAGUUCUCUUAGUCAAGUGCUGGGACUGUAGGUAUGCAUGGUUAGGCCUGGCUUAGGGAACAGCUGUUUUAAUUAGGUUUUGUUUCAAAUUCAACAAAGGCUCAAACUUAUAUUUUGGGAAGUUUAUUUAGAAUACCGGCAGCAUAAAAAUUGACUCAACUUAUUCCUGUAGCUUUCUUGUUUGUUUCUGGACAUCUUUGUGUUAAAAAUGGCAUAAGGAGUGAGUGAUUAUCUAUUACAUAAAAUUUAAAAGAUAAAGAUGAAGAUUGAGAUCCAAAUCCUGCAUUCUCAUGAAAGAUUUACUUUUCUCAUGCAGCUUUUAGCUAAGGAGUAUGGUAUAAAGGUGAACUUUCUUCAGUGUUUAUGGGUUUAUGAGCAAAUUGUGUUUUUUAUGUGUGUGUGUGUGUGUGUGUGUGUAUGUGUGUGUGUUGGGGUGGCUUGGGAAUGCUAGGCAAUUGCUCUGCAUAUAGAUCUUAUCACAUUUUAAGUGGUAUCAUCUCAUGCCUUUAUUUGGUGUGUACAAAACAAAUUAUAUUUAUGUAGUUUUCUAAUGCAAAAAACAUAAAUUUGUUAUAUAGACCCUUUAGAGACUUGUCUAAAAAUAUGAAUAGUUUUAUCAACUUGUGAAUCUUUUUUCAUACUAGUUUUUUUCCUAGUAUUAGCCACCACUGAUGGUAAUUAGCUGUUAGGAAAGGAACUCAGAAAAGUCUGUGCCCAGAGUUGUUGAUACCUAAGAUCUUUGUCCUUUGAAGCCAUUUCACAGAGAAUAAAAAGUUUAUAUUUUUCCUGUAUAAAUUGAACAAAUGGCGGCCCCAACUCAAAACGCACAGAUUAAGAGUGAGGUGAACAGCAGCUGAAAGGGAAUUUGUGUGCAAGCUUGUAUAUAUUUACUGUAAGGACCCUGCUAAGUCAGUGUUUAGGCAUACAUACACGUUUGAGAUUAGAUGAUUAGAUUCCUGAGAGAUGACCCCUGGGGUUAAGAGCACUUGCUUCUCUUACAGAGGACCCAGGUUAGGUUUACAGUGCUUAUAUGAUGGCUUACAACCAAUUGUAAGUCCAGUUCUAGGGGAUUCAACCCUCUUCUGAUCUCCACAGUGCACAUACAUUGCAAAUUAGUUAAAUCUUUUUAAAAAUCUUAAGACUAUCAUCUCUUAAAAAAGUUAUCUCAGAGAAAAGAAUUCAAAUGUCAACAGUUGGACAUUUUCCAAAGGGAAAGCCAUCUGGAAAAAAAAAAGCCUACCUCUUACCGUGUACAGUCUGAGGGUUAAGGCCUCACUUUCUGAGACAGGGUCUCUGUAAUUAGACUAUUUGGGACUGUCCCUGUACAUCAGGCUGGCCUUGAAUUGAGAAAUCUGCACAUCUCUGCUUCGGAUUAAAGGCGUGUGCCACUGCACCAGACUAACGCCUUACUGUUAAAUAUAGUUCAGGGAAGCUAAUGAAAGAAACAUUUCAGUACACUGACCCCAGAUUUGGUUACACCUCCGAAAUGGUGUUUCUGCGGAACUCCUACUCCUGCCUUCCUGUCCCGGAGAAGAGCAUCUUCUGGGGAUGUUUUGUAUUUUGCCAUGGUCUUAAAUGUAGCAGUUCCCAAGUAGCUUGUCUUCUCUAUUAAUCAUCCAUUUUUGAGGCAGAGUUUUCAAUAUACAUCCCUGGCUGGCCUCAAACUCACUAUUCUCUGCUUCUUGAAUGCCGGAGUUAAAGGUAUGUGGCCCCUAGCAUGGCCAGUCUUCUUUGAAAGCACUGUUCUGAAAAGUUGUGGCCCAUCCUGUGUCAUUUUGGGUGGUAAGAAAUCAGGAAAACAAGCCCACAGACAAAGAACCUUUCAUCCUCAACGUGCUGUGGUACUGAGGGUGAAACGGCCGUAGUUCACCCAGGUAAGCACACAUUCUAUCACUGACUUACACGCCCAGCUCCAGUAAAGCGUUUCCUCCUAGAUAUUUAUGGGAGAAGUGGCCACUUCUCCCACACAACCACUGAAAGCAUUCUGCCAUUGCCCUCGGGGACAGUGGGGUGCUCGUGGGUGCACGUGCUUGGGGGUUAUUUCCCAGCGGCCGGAGAGUGCGGAGGCGGCCCAAGGCUUUGGCUUGACAAGGAAACAGACACAGGUCCACAGCGGCUGGCGUAGGCACGGACAGAGUCUUGGCCUCUGAAGACCCCCUCGGGAAGGUGGAGGAACAUGAAAUCCACCCUGCCAUCCAAGCCGCCAUAGACCUCACUGCGGGCGCAGCAGGGGGCGCAGCAUGUGUGCUGACUGGGCAGCCCUUCGACACCAUAAAAGUAAAGAUGCAGACAUUUCCCCACAUGUACAAAGGCGUCGCCGACUGCUUCCUAAGGACAUACAACCAAGUGGGCUUGUAUGGCCUUUACAGGGGAACCAGUCCCGCACUGCUAGCCUAUGUCACCCAGGGCUCUAUCCUGUUCAUGUGCUUUGGCUUUUGCCAACAGUUUGUGAGGAAAGUGGCUAGAGUGGAGCAGAAUGCACAGCUGAACGACUUGGAGACUGCCACUGCUGGGUCGCUGGCUUCUGCAUUUGCUGCGCUGGCCCUCUGCCCCACUGAGCUUGUGAAGUGUCGGCUGCAGACCAUGUAUGAGAUGAAGAUGUCAGGGAAGAUAACACAAAGCUAUAACACAAUUUGGUCUAUGGUUAAGAGUAUCUUCCUGAAGGAUGGUCCCUUAGGCUUCUAUCGUGGACUCUCGACCACUCUUGCUCAGGAAAUACCUGGCUAUUUCUUCUACUUUGGGGGCUAUGAAAUCAGUCGAUCAUUUUUUGCAUCAGGGAGAUCAAAGGAUGAACUAGGCCCUGUCCCUUUGAUGUUAAGUGGAAGCUUUGCCGGGGUCUGCCUCUGGCUUAUCAUAUUUCCAGUGGACUGCAUUAAAUCCAGAAUCCAGGUUCUUUCUAUGUUUGGGAAGCAUGCAGGAUUAAUCAAAACCUUUAUAAAUGUUGUGAGAGAUGAAGGAAUAUUAGCCUUGUAUUCUGGAAUGAAAGCCACUAUGAUUCGAGCCAUCCCUUCCAAUGCAGCUCUGUUUUUGGUUUAUGAGUACAGCAGAAAGAUGAUGAUGAGCAUGGUGGAAGAAUACUGAAGUGUCUUGAUGAGUCCUUGUCUGAGCACAUGAAUGCGAGGACCACAGCUCUCCAUGUCAAAGAGUUCAAGACCAACAUGGAGUUAUCUUUGACUGGGAAUUUCCGGUUUGUCCUCCUUUCCUCAAAUCUCAAACCUCGUGGAGAGAUCUUUGUUUAUAUCAUAUGGUUUCCUCCUGCAAUCCUACUGAAAUAGGAAAAUCACUACUUUUGUUGGCGGUGGGAUCUACAGGGUGAACCCAAGACCCUAUGUACUUAAUCUCAAUUAUCAGGGCUUCUUCAUAAAUCUCUAUGUAUGCAUCUUGAAUGGUAUGUGUUGUGAGUGAAACAUAAUUUUGUGCUCUAUUUAGUCUCAAGUAUCACCAAAGUAUCUUGAGUUGAUCAUGUUUUAUGUAUGUAAGUAUUGCUUAAUUUAUUCAAGAUGUGGGUUAUAGUUUAGAACCUGUUAAAUGUGAACUAGGCUGUUCAGGUUUUUAAAAAUCUUUAGAUGACCACCAAAACACUUAUGUCGAUCUCUAAGAAGAGAAUGUGCCUGUGUACCAGCAUGGCUUCCAUAUUCAGGUAAAACUUCAUAAUAGGCAUCCUGGAUUUUCUAUGCUAUCCUUAAAUAGUGUGGUUAAAGGAUAGUUAUAUUCUACCGGCAAUGGUAUUGUUAGGUAGGGCAAUGAGUAUCAGGAAAGAAUUUGGGAAACAGUGUGGUCUUUAUCUGCACUAAUUUCCUCAUUCUCCUCCCAAUGAAGCCAGGCUUUAGAUUGAGGAAGGAGCUAAAGGCAUGGGAUUAUAUAUUGUGCUUUGAUGAUCCAUGUAGUUGAAGAGAGUUCUAAUAGCUCCCUGCCUCUGGGUCCUGGCCUGGACAGGAAUUCAGUGUUGAGUUGGUUCAUUUUAGUUCACUCAUCAUUCUGUACCAUCACUCAUUUCCCCAGGAAACAGUAAGUAAAGAAGCCAAGAAUAGGUUUUGUUCUGUUUGGUGACAGAGUGAAGUCAUCACUUAGGCAGGGCUAAUGUGCACUUAGUAGUAACAUUAUCACAGUAAGCAAAGUGAAAGGGGUGACUUACUGAAGUUCACCUUGGGUCCAUAACUGCUUGCAGUACAAUCAGUGUUACAGCUUUCUAAAUUUGCUUCUGGUGGUCAGUGAACUUUAAUGACUGGAUGCCAUAAUAUAAACAAUGAACCAUAAUAAGAAAAGCCAUUUUUCUAAAUUCUAUGUAUGCAUACAAGCACAGAAAUUAUCUCCUAAUAAAAUCCCAAACACACCAAAACAAGAUGAAAGCCCUCCUCCCCAAAUUAUAAUUCAAUUUACUCCCAACAGACUUGGAAUUAAGCAGAUGUUCAUGGACCAUAUGAUGUUAGAGUCAUUCUUAAUAACAAUAAAGUGAGCUUCAUCUUUUUGUGUGGCUACAAGAUCAACAGUUUUUUUUUUUUUUUUAUAACAGGUGUUAAUACUUACAGAGCUGGAAGAAGGCGAGGUACCAGUUUUAGUAGCACAGACUAUAUGUGUCCUGUGCUGGGCCUCUAACUUCCUUUUUAAAACCCAUUAAGCCAUUCUGUAACUCCCAAGUAUAGUUCCAGAUGCAAGAUUCAGGGAAAUUAGAAGCUGACAAAUAAGGGUUGCUGGGGCCAGUUAGCAAGGGAUUUUGCUCUCUAUUACACCCAGUCUGCUUAGGGUCUACAGUUGUAGUUUUUUUUUUUCCCAUAUAUUUUCUUCUAGUUGAAACCAUCUGCCAUUUUACUUUGAAACUGUUUUUGUGUUUUAAGUUCCAUGCACCACUUUUUAGCCAGUGCAGUCCUCCAGCGUGGCAUCCAUGAACUGGCCUAGCAGCUCUCCUUUCAGCAGACUUGCUUCUCACAUGCUAUGCCGUAAAAGUUUAAAUGCCUUCAGUAGAAAUAAUAUGAAGCAAACAAGAAUGAAUGUGAGUAGAGGGAAGAUAAUAAGAAGCCUUUUCCAAUUUAAUUUUAUUACCCUGGGUUUAACAUUUGGGUACAUUUUGUAUCAUUUCAGAUCUCUAGGUUAGACAGCAGUAAGAUAAGUGGAAGUGGUUGGGGUCAAGUUCUCUUGUCUAAUCUUAGCUCUGGGGUGACAGGAAACCCGUGCCAACACACACUUAUGAGACCAAGUCAUGAGAUCUUGUGACUAGGUCUGAGCAGUUAAUCUACAUGAGACCAAACUUCCACCAAUCAAAAGGAAGGAUGUGUGAUGUGACCAGAUGAUAUAGAAAAAGGUAAAAUACCACAACCCCAGAUCCUAUCCUCAGAUACUCCACUCGGGUCUGUGAAAACAAAUAUAUACUCUUAAUAAACUUCACUUCAUUCUAAU
Messenger RNA from Mastomys coucha (southern multimammate mouse), 6405 nucleotides. RefSeq names its product mitochondrial ornithine transporter 2-like. Gene Ontology annotation, biological process: mitochondrial L-ornithine transmembrane transport. The record is from RefSeq and is a predicted model, not a curated record. Gene Ontology annotation, molecular function: L-ornithine transmembrane transporter activity. The coding region runs from base 3295 to 4092 and encodes 265 amino acids. NCBI's taxonomy places the organism in Eukaryota, Metazoa, Chordata, Mammalia, Rodentia, Muridae. The transcript has a single exon.